AUGGACUCCGAAGAAGUGGUGGAUAACUUUGUGCACAAGUGCUGGGACACCGUCAGCAAAGGGAAAGAUUACAUUUAUGUCCUACAACUACGAGAGCUCAUAUCGGAAUUGGAGCUCCAAUUGAACGGACAGAACUUUCUUAAACAUGAUGAAACAAAACUUUUGAACGAGAUGAUUCAAGAUAAACCCACCUUAAAGUUAUACAAGCUGGAACUCAAAAACUUCGUGUUGAAGCUUGUAAAACAUACAAGUCUUUUGAGGUUUCUAACAGAGCGAACUGGUAUAUCUCGAGCAAACUUGGUUUCAUUGAUCACCAAUCCUUCCAAAUCAUACCCAUUAUCCCCCAAUCAAACUGUUAACCACAUGUCGAGACCAUUCAUGAAAAGAGGCCUUGGGUCCUUCAAAUCAAUGAAUAUGCAGGAGAAUCAAGUCAACCAAAGGGAGGACCACAUAUCAUUGAUUUCUCGUGAAAAUAGUGAUUUGCAGAGCCUGAACAAAGAACAUCAGUUCAGGAUACGAAGUCUCGAGAAACAAAACCAGAGCUUGAAAGACUAUAUCGAGACCCUCGAAAAAGAGGCAAGGAGUACGUCCAUUGUAACCUCCACCAAAGGUAAUAAGUCCCAAGACCUGGUGACACGAGACCUUAUCAACCAGUGCAACCAACGAGACAAAACUAUAAAAGUACUAGAAAGCAUGUGUGAACAGUAUCAGAAAGAGUUUGAGAAGUUGAAAGAGAACUCUGUCAUCAAAAACUUGACGGCCAAUUUGGAGCAGCAGAACCAGUUAAUCGACUCACUUCAAAGUAAGUUGAGGUUGCAGUCUGACAACCAUAGUGAGGAAUUACAACAGUUUCUCUUCAAGAUCCCGCUACUAAAACAGUAUAGAAUGUAUUAUAGGUAUAAAGAACAACACAAGAACGUGGGGAUUGUGUUUGUGAAUGUUGUUACCUUAAUCAUCACCUGUAUUAUAAUCAUGACGAUUCUACGGAUUUUUUAUUUCAUUACCUUGAAUGUCUUUAACAACCACAAUUCAGGAGCUGAGUAUAUCUACGACACAUAUGGAAUCAACCACUGGGGGGAUGAGUACCCAGUUUCAAUGGUUUGGUGGAAAGAAUUUCAGUGGCUCGAGUAUUUGGCAUACCAAAUGGGAGACUGGUUUGAGACAAGAUAG
This is a messenger RNA of Yamadazyma tenuis ATCC 10573, 1170 nucleotides long. RefSeq lists its product as uncharacterized. NCBI's taxonomy places the organism in Eukaryota, Fungi, Ascomycota, Pichiomycetes, Serinales, Debaryomycetaceae. The record is from RefSeq and is a predicted model, not a curated record.